AUGCAACAACUACUGAAUGAAAUUGAUCAAGUGAAGAAUGAUGCAGAAGCUAGUAUAAAAGCAUUAGAAAAAAUUGAUACUGAACGUACGAAAGGUAUUGUUGAUCAUGAUCGUUUAUUGCAAGAUCGUAGGCAAAUAUACAAUUUGAAUGAACAUAUAAUCAAUCUUCAAAAACAAAUGGAUGCUAUGACUAAAGAAUCAGAUUCAUCUUGGCCCAUAAAAACAUUUGAUAAAACGAAACAAAAAGCAUUUGAAACUUUAUCAAAUCUUUCAAAACAACUGAAUCAAGUUGAUGAACGACUUGAAAGAGUAAUUAAUUCUAAUGCUCAACCAGUUGCUUCUUUAACUACAACAAUUGACAAUGGAAAUACAAAAGGUAUUGAUAAUCUUGUGAAUAAUCUUCCAUUUAAUCAAAACAAAACAUCAGAAUCAAAUGCUACAGCUACAAUACGCACACCAUCACUAUCAUCCUCAGAUGAUGAAUCAAUAAGUGAUGCAGGUGAAGAUGAGGAUGAAGAAGAAAGUAAAAUAGAUAAUAGAGAUUCUUGGAAAAAUAAAAAACAAGAACCUUUGACUUCAACUCCUUUACUUCAAAAAAUAGCAAUUUCUAGUGAUGAACAUAUAGAUACUGAAGAUGAAAACGAUGAAAUAAAUGAUAAACAUCAAUUCGUAAAUGAACUUCACAAUCAACAACGAAUCUAUGAAAACUCACAAGAUUCUAAUGAAUAUAGUCAAUCACCACAAACAUCAUCAUCAUCAUCUUCAUCAACACCCAGAAAACCUACUACUCCAUUACGAAAAUCAGCUAAUGCAAGUGAAAGUGAUUCAUAUUUUGAAGAAGAUAGUGACCAAGAUAAUGAUGGUGAAUACAGUAGAUCAUCUGAUGAUAGUGAAGAAGAAGAAGAUGAACAUGCCAUCGUUAAUGCAAAUAUACAAGAACUUCGAAUGAGAAAAUAUUUGCCAGGAACACAGUUUCGUGUCCUACAUAAUUUUAAUGCUAUUGAAACUAGCGAUUUAACUCUACAUAAAGAUGAAAUAUUAAUACUUGUUAAACAAGAAGAUGAUGAUUGGUGGUUAUUUAAAAAUCCUCAAACUCAACAAGAAGGUAUGGUACCUAUCAAUCAUAUACAACUUCAAUCUAAAACAUACAAACAAUCAUCGCGUAGUCGAAUACAACCGGUGACAUCGGCAUCAAUACUUGUCGAUGCAUUUAAGACAAAUAAUUAUAUUCCAUCAGGUUUUAUUGCAUCAGAUUUAGCACCAUUAACUCAACAAAAUCAAUAUAAACUAUCUUUUAUGCUUAUACCACAAAUGACAGAAUCUAAUUUUGCAUUUACUGAUCUCUAUUGGCAAGAUGAUACUGAUCAAAUAAGUAUUCAAGAUGUUGAAUAUCAAAAAAUUCUUAAAAUUAAAAAAUGUUUAAAAAUACCAAAAAUUAAAGGUUCACAAAUUCGAGUACUUAGUCGUUGUAUACGUAUAUGUCUAUAUGAUGGUUUUACAAUAAUCUCUAAUAUACAUUCAACUCGAGGACGAUUAUCUGGUAAAAGUAAUGCAAAUGAUUUAACUGAAGAUUGGUAUUUUGCACCGAAUAAAAAGAAUACAAUUAUUGAUCAACAAUGUCAAUUUCUUAUACGUUCAAAUGAAUAUGAUCGUUCUAAACAUUUAUAUUUACUUAUUGAAUUAUCUCAAUUGUGUCAAUCAAAAAUAAAUGAAGAAAAAUGUGAAAUUGGUUGUGGUUGGAUAAUGAUUUCCAUUGAUAAUAGUGAAAAAAAUAAUUAUAAUAAACGUUUACAUGGAGGACAUUUUUAUGAAACAAAUAUUCUUCUUAAUUCUCAAUAUAAAAAUUUACACUCACAUGGUUUAGCUGGAAAAUUUGAUCGAUAUAAACAAGCACGAAUUCAAUUUUCAUUAGAAUCUCGUGAAGAACAUAAUGAUUUACUUUAUAAUAGUUUACCAUUAAAAUCAAUGAUAGUACCGAUAAAUUUAGUAGAAAUACUUGUUUUUUAUCGAAAUGAACUUGCAUAUCAAUUACAAAAACGUUAUCAUUCAAAUAGUUUUUCAACAGUACCACUUGAUUCAAUAUUUCUUAGUACAUUCUAUCAGACACUUGAACAACCUGAUCUUAUCUAUCUAUUACAACGAUUAUAUCAUCGAAAUAAAAAACUAAGUAAUCAGGAACAAAGAAAAGAGUUUAUAAAUAUAUAUGAAUUAUCGAUUUAUCCACUUUUAUUUUAUCGUUCAUUACCAUUCUAUGAUUUUCAUAAUUUACCAUUAUUACAUCAACGAAAACAACUACUUAUUGAAAUGCUUCAAAAAUUAAAAAAGAAAAAAAAAGAUCAACCAGAUAUUCUUGCAAUAUUACUCGAUCCAAAUUUAACUGAUAAAUGGGCACCAUUUACAACAGAUGAAAUAUGUUUUUCAUUACAAAAAUAUGUUGAUAAUUUAUCGUCUGAAAUCACAAAACAUUGA
Molecule: messenger RNA, 2469 nt
Organism: Adineta steineri
Lineage: Eukaryota; Metazoa; Rotifera; Eurotatoria; Adinetida; Adinetidae
Source: the annotation of a GenBank genome assembly